This is a messenger RNA of Aedes aegypti (yellow fever mosquito), 2727 nucleotides long. It is a transcript of the gene Efhc1.2, whose product is annotated as EF-hand domain-containing family member C2. Gene Ontology annotation, biological process: regulation of neuron projection development. Lineage: Eukaryota; Metazoa; Arthropoda; Insecta; Diptera; Culicidae. The record is from RefSeq and is a predicted model, not a curated record. Gene Ontology annotation, cellular component: microtubule. Bases 331 to 2619 code for a protein of 762 amino acids. The transcript is spliced from 6 exons.
UAAAAAAAUAAUGUAAUGUUUAGAAUGAUACUAAUGAAGGAUAUAAAAAACAUUUUUUAAAAAGCGCAUAGGCCAAUGCGUUCAUAGUUUGGGGGGUUUUGAAAUUUGAAAGCAGACAUGCCAAGAGACAUGCGCAUUAAACCAAGAAGGGAAAUAGUUACGCAUGAUGCGUAGGAAUCCGGGAUACCAGAGGUAACCAAGGAAAUCGCUUCUGUUUUGUUGAUACUGGCUGAGUAAACAUUUCCAGUUUCAAGUUCACAUAGUUUAAUGAAAUUAAUAAAAUAUAUUCUGAAUAAAAAUACUCAUUGUGUCAAACAACGAACUUAAGCCAUGCUUCGCUGUUCGGGACUUCCGUUUCUCCCAGGAAAUUCUUUCCCAGAUAUCAGCCAAACGAAGUUCAACAAAUCGCAUCACUUCGAUCGAUGGCGCAACAUCUGCAUGCUCGCUGACCGGAAACGACCUGGAAUCGGUGGAAAGCAAUACUCCCCAACCGAUGGUCCCGAGUACUGCCUUCCAUCGCUGUAUCCUCCGCGCCAAGGACCCCUCCUUCCAUCCUGGUUGACAUACGACCGAAAAGUCCUCUGCUUCCACGGAUUCUUCCAGGAAACGCUGACCGAAGUGGACAGAAUUCCCUACCAGAUUAGGAAGGUGAAGAUCCUGUACUACCUGGAGGACGAUACCAUGCAGGUGAGCGAACCCCGCACCAUGAAUUCCGGCAUUCCGCAGGGUUGCCUGGUAACGCGCCAACGGAUUCCCCGGCCGCCGCCUUACGAUGGAGAGUUCACUUCCCUGCUGGAUUUGAACAUCAAUCACACGGUGCAGCUGUUUGAUCGCGUGUACACUAUUACCGGAUGUGAUGAGUUUACACGAAAGUUUCUCAACCGCCUGGGGAUAUCGGUGCAGGAAUCCGUCGAACCUCCUAUCGAUCCCAGCACUGAACUGCGCAAGAAACAGGACGCCGCAAAGUUAGCCAAAAGACCAGCCUACAAGAUAGACACCUUGGGUAAAUUUUUGGAAUUCGAUCGUAAGGUUCUACGCUUCCAAGGGUUCUGGGAUGACCGAUCCAGUCUGUUCGGCGAUGUACACGAGCUAGAAGUGCUGUACCAUUUGAGUGAUGAUACGUUCGAAAUCAAAGAAAAGCUGCCACUGAACUCUGGACGCGACUCGAACGGCAUGUUUCUACGGAGAGGACGCCUUCCGAAGCAAUUCGAGCGUUUACCGGUGAUGGGCGAGAGUACACCGGUGACGGUGUUGAAUGUGAUUGGAGGUGGUCUGAAAGGAGGUCGAUACCUGACGGACUGUGUGGGAAUUGGUAGGGUCGAUGAUAAUUACUAUAAAGAUUCUGACCUUGCCAUAGGAAAGACAAUAAACGUCUAUGGCAGACGAGUGAUCUUGACGGGGUGCGAUUACUCUACAAGUGAUUACUAUAGAACUAAGUACGGAAUCGAAGACUUCACACCCAUACCAGGCUAUAGUGUAACGAAGAACGAGUUUGAACGUCGCUAUCGCAGAGAACGUCAACUGCCACCUUACAAUGGAUGGGGAUCGCAUGAAGAUUCGGAAGGAAACUGCGUUACGGUCGAACCAACGCCACCGAAGAUCGAUUUCCGCAAGUUUGUAGUGUACGAUCGGUGUAAUCUACGCUUUGGAGCUCGAAUGAUUUCAAAUAUUAAGGAAAAUAAUGACCGGUUCUUCGUGAUCACGUACUAUUUGAGUGACGAUACGGUUUCGGUGUACGAGCUGAUGAUAAGAAAUUCUGGGUUUAUGGGAGGUGAAUUCAUGAAGCGCCAGCGGAUCCUCUUACCAAAUCAAGAUAUUUUUACACCUGCCAGACCUCAAUACUUUACUGCACAGGACUUCUAUCUUGGCGCAACGGUCAUUCUGCAGGACCACAAAUUCCACGUUACAAACGCCGACAUCUACGCUUUAUCAUUCAUGGAAACACAUUGCGAGGAGUUCCCACUAUCAAACGUUUCCAAAAUAGUUUUGAAAAUUCGGAAUGCCUUGCGGCCGAUCUACAAAGAAUACGUUGCCAAGCAUAUGGCGAAAGUCGAGCACAAAAAAGUGGACGGUCGAAGUGUGGCCACCGUUACGUACGACGCUCUGCGAGAUAUGCUGCUGGAGUUGUUGGGAGAUCAGAUUGUAGAACAAGAAAUCGUCACCCUGUGCCGACAGUUUUCAGCGGAAUCGAAGAAACACUUUAACUGCGACAAAGAACUGGUGCGAUCCGCCAUACAUGGAGAACUGACGAGACAGCUCUGGAAUGAUCUGGAACGAACUAAAGAGCACAUGUACCAUUUGGAUCCAACAGCAGAUGAAUGGAUGAGUCCACGGAACAUAGUGGUAACCGUAAAAGCAUGUAGAAUACCGCUGGAUAACGCAUUGAUCGAUGCUAUGUUGGAAGUUUUAAACCGAAACGAUCGCGGAGAUAUCGAAAUUAGGGAUUUCCUAAACAUGUUGAACCCGAUGGAGACGCCAUGUAAGCCGCUGCAGCCACUCAACAUAAAGCACGACGUCUGCUACUUUACGCCGUAUCGUGUCACGGGAAAUUUGGUCGAUUGGGACAAACUAUUGAGCAGUAUCGAUCUAGAGACAAAUCUGACUGCUCAAACAUCUUGAUCGAGUAAUUUGCUUUAAGACCUGGUCUAGGUAGGUAAAACUCUAGGUGAAGAUUUUGAUUUGAAAAAAACUUAAACUUAAGAGAAAUAAAUUUGCAGUGAUACAUCA